AUUCUGUUCAUUUUCAUCAUUCAUUCAACAUCUUCAUUAUUGAGUUUUUUUUGCUUCUCUUUUCUUUCUCUGGCAUUUUUACAUCAAUUGGGACUACAAAUGUGUGUACAAACAUUGUUGAACAAAAAGAGGAGAAAAAUUAAGCAACCAUGGAUUUUAUGGAUUAUAAUGUGAUGAUUUUUAAUUUAACACCGUGCAUCUCUUGGACCAAUUCAACUGUUACCUAUGAUCGAUUUGGAUGCUCCGAUGAUCUCUCCGCACCAUCAUCCGCAUCAACCUCAACCUCAACCUCAGUUGCCUCAUCUUUAGCCGACAAGUUGUCCUCUGCUUCCUCACCAUCAGCUUCAGCCUCAACAACAGCAACAGCAGCUUCAGCGUCAAGGCUUUCCCUUUCCUCUUCGGUUGUAAUUAUUCUAGCCUCUUCUUCCUCUUCGCCGUCUUCGGUGGCUUCCCUGUCUGCCUCUAUACCGACCAAUGUCAACUUUAGUGAAACAAUCGAGUCUCUUUCAGGUGAACCUUCAGGUACACCUUUUAACCUUUGGAUGACCAUUUUCAUCGCAACGUCCAUUGCUAUACUCAGUGUGGUUACCAUUCUGGGCAACAUUUUAGUGCUCACAGCAUUUGUGGUUGACCGUCAAAUACGUCAACCAAGCAACUACUUCAUAGUUUCACUAGCAAUCUCUGAUUUAUGUAUAGGUUUCAUCUCUAUGCCAAUAUUUGCCAUCUACAUAUUACAGGGUACAUGGAAACUGGGUCCAAUGCCGUGUGACCUUUGGCUUUCCGUUGAUCACACGGUUUGCCUUGUAUCCAUUUACACCGUUUUGUUGAUUACCAUUGAUCGAUAUUGUUCCGUUAAAAUUCCAGCCAAGUAUCGCAAUUGGCGAACAAAGAAAAAAGUAAUUUGGAUGGUAAUGAUUACCUGGAUUGUGCCAGCAUUGUUGUUUUUCACAUCCAUCAUGGGCUGGGAGUACUUUAUCGGCUAUCGUGAUUUAGAGCCAGGCGAGUGUGCCGUUCAGUUUUUAAAAGACCAAAUAUUCAACACUUCAUUGAUAAUUGGUUAUUUCUAUGUUACCCUUGUUAUCUUGUUUGUACUUUAUGGUGAAAUUUACAAGACUGCCCGUGAAAUGGCCAAAAAGUCGGAAGAAAAGGCUAAAAAAGUUCAAUCACUGGUAACGUUGACCCGUGAACCUGGUGAAGGGCCGAUAGGUAGAGGUAUGGCUCUGUCCAAAACACAGAGUACUUUGUUGAGUCAAGACAAGCCCAAGCCAGGGUCAAAUUUAACUGUUCCGUCCGGUAUUGGAGUUGGACCAAGUAUGAGUGGAGCUCAACCCACGGAUGGUUCAGGUCCGGGUGAGUAUCACUUUAAAAGUAUGCAAGUUUAUGGACAGUCGACUAGUCAGUACAAGAAGCGUGAAGGGCCGAUAGGUGAUCCUGGUAGUGCUCAUGCUACAACCGAGGCUGGUGCUGGUCAGUGGACUGGUGCAGGAGGAGAUGGUGGUGCCAAUAGCUCUGAUCAAGAUCGUUCAAGUUCACCGAUAUUUGAUUCCGAUGAAGACUGCUCACCUCAACCUGUUUUGCCAAAAGCAACUAAAAACUCGAAAACUCGAAAUGCAAAAGCAUCCGAUGAAAAUAAGGCCAAUAAAAAAGGCAACACUAAAAAAGACUCGACCAGUAGUAAUCAAGCCAAACAGCUUCCCGUUUUAAUACCGAGAUCACCUUUAGCCUGUUCACAGACUCAUAAGUUAAAUAUUCCGCCUUUUCCAUCAAAUAAAAGUAAAUCAUCAAGUUCAUCUCAACAUUCAGAAAAUGCAUCAACAAGCACAAAAUUGCAUCAAAACCAUCCUCAUCAACCUUCAACCUCUUCCUCUUCAUCCACAUCAACCCAUCGACCCGAACCUCCAAAAAGUUUACCCAUUGAACCCACAAGGCAAAGUGUAACCAUCAAAGCAAAUCAUAUUGGUGAUUGUUUGGUACAAAAUGUGCCUAACUGUGAUUCAUUUAGUGUCAAAGAGUCAACAGACAAUGUUACAGGGAGUGGCGAAAGCAAUAGGCAACAUGAUAAAAAUGAUAAACAAAUCAAUAGUAAUAAAAGUAAUCAUCAAAAUAUAAAUAGAAAUAGAAGCAACAACGUUAAUAAAUGCCAUCAACAAGUGAAUCAAUUUAGUGUAAACUAUUCAAAUUCAAGUCAAACCAAAAGUCCACCUGGACCAUUGACUCAAUCAGGUCACGCGAGUGUUGGCUUGUCUGGUGACUCGUCGGGUGAUACAAUUUUAGUGAUGGAAUCGUCAUCCAUCAAAGUAGACCCAAGAUACGAUGAAGUAAACACUAGUCGAGAGACUGAUGAAGAAGAGGCCAAGCAUCCAGAUGGAGUUAGUGCAGUUGGUAGUGUGGUUGCCGGUGAGACUGUAAGUGAAGGAAUGGGUAUGAAUGGUGAUCCAGACCAGGAGCAGAAUGGAUUUGAAGAUAAAGGUGCUAUUGUGUUGAAGUUGUCAAAGCGCCUGAGAAAUGGUCGUAAAAAGAAGGAGAAAAGGCAAAAGAGUAAAUCAGAGAAUCGAGCUCGAAAAGCCCUGCGAACAAUUUCAUUCAUUUUAGGAGCAUUCGUCAUUUGUUGGACACCGUAUCAUAUCAAUGCUCUUGUUGAAGGUUUUUGUAAAAAUUGUGUCAACCAUCAUUGGUUUUAUUUUACCUACUUUUUGUGUUACGUUAAUUCGCCCGUUAAUCCAUUCUGUUAUGCCAUGGCCAAUCAGCAUUACAAAAAGACUUUUUAUCGAAUAUUAAAAGGAGAUUUACAUCGAACAUGAAAAAAUGUACAUUCAAAUUUUAGGUGAACAAAACUUGACCCAAGUUCGAGCAAAAACAAGAAGAAGAAGAAGAUGAAAAAAUCACUUUUAAAGACAACAAGAGAAACAAAAUACAGGGUUCCUACGCUAUUUUGGAACGAAUGAAAAUGAUCAUAAUUUUAGAAUCAGUAAUAAUUGAAGAAUAAUUUUUUAAUAAAAUGAAAAUUUAACUUUGGGUGAUCAGUUCUGUUGUGAUUCAAAUUGUUUUCUCGCAAUUUUGAUGCACAUUUUUGCUCUUUUAUAAAAAAAUCGGUGACACUUUCGGGCUCUUCCAUCUUCGAUCACUUUGAAAAAUUCUUUGAAAUGAAAGAGUGAAUUCAUAAAUUGGGCUUAAUUUUUUUACCUCAGCAAUAAUGAUCGAUUUUUUGAGCUCAAAUGAUCUUGAAGGCCGAUUUACUUUACAUCUUAGUUGAAUUAAUUGAUUAGCUAAUUGUUUAUUGAGGUAAACAAUCGAAAUUCAGAUUUAUGGCCAUUUUUCAGAAUAAAUUACAUAACUCUUUCAAUACUUGGUUAAAGAUUAAAAACUUAGUACCAGCAUAAUGCUCAAAAACCAUUCUAACAGUUUACGAAAAAUCUGCUUAGAAAAAUAAGCGGUUCAAAAGUUAUUAAGAAUUUUCUGCGUUCCAAAAUAGCGUAGGAACCCUGUAGAAGUACAAAUGUUCGAAAUUCAGUGUUUUCAUUGAUUGAAAGUUUGCUUUUUUUCUGUCGCCAAUUUCAAGUUGCACACCUUUAAAUUGGUCAACCUUUUUUUCAAUUAGAUAUUAAAGCAAAAAGCUAUCAUUUAAUAUCACCAAUGGUAAAUUGUUAUCCAAUUAUGAAAAGGCAAAAAGUUUCAUUUCUUCUUCUUCUUCUUCAUCCUUUUCAUCUCAUCUUUCCUUACUCUUUUUUUGCUCUCUGUUGCAUCCUUCUUUUGCUCCUCUUUUUGAUACAAAAACAUUUAUUAUCUGUACAAGUUUUAUCCUCUUCUGUUUUGUUUGGUUUCAUUGACUCAUGGGAACUCAUGUUAAUAAUAUUAGCCUCAUCAUCAGAUGAAACAAUGUAAUGAUACUAUGUCAACCAAGAAAAAAACUACAGAUAACACAAUAAAAUCUAUCAAAAUAAUAAUAAUAAAGGCAAUGAAGAAAAAGA
Tetranychus urticae (two-spotted spider mite) is the source of this 3968-nucleotide messenger RNA. Its product is annotated as muscarinic acetylcholine receptor. The record is from RefSeq and is a predicted model, not a curated record. Gene Ontology annotation, biological process: adenylate cyclase-inhibiting G protein-coupled acetylcholine receptor signaling pathway; G protein-coupled receptor signaling pathway, coupled to cyclic nucleotide second messenger; chemical synaptic transmission. Lineage: Eukaryota; Metazoa; Arthropoda; Arachnida; Trombidiformes; Tetranychidae. Gene Ontology annotation, cellular component: dendrite; synapse; plasma membrane. Gene Ontology annotation, molecular function: G protein-coupled acetylcholine receptor activity; G protein-coupled serotonin receptor activity.